Molecule: messenger RNA, 375 nt
Organism: Protopolystoma xenopodis
Lineage: Eukaryota; Metazoa; Platyhelminthes; Monogenea; Polystomatidea; Polystomatidae
Source: the annotation of a GenBank genome assembly
CUUAGUCAUUCUCUUCAACUAGCUUUCUGGUUGCUUUCUAUUUAUGCCAUAUUGCCAGAUGGUGGUUUAGCUCCCGGAGGACCAGGAACAGAGGAUUUUGAUCUCUCUACAGAUCCAUCUCAACAGGACAUCUUCAGGCCCAACCCAAUAGACUCUUCGGGGAUUCGGAUACCUGCUAUUUUAACCACUUUGGUUGAGCAGUUCGCCGAACAUUGUCAUGAGACUUGGGCUCAGGAGCUAAUGGAACAGGGAUAUCAGUUUGGUCCUGUGGCUGAUGAUGUCAGAAAGACACAUCCGAAUUUGAGGACCUUCCACACACUACUACCGAAUGCUUCUUGUGUGCUUGUUCUGUAUCUUGAGUUGAUUAUCUUUUAG